AUGGCGGCUGUUGCUCUCAUUAACAGCACCCACAAGAUGGACGGUUCUUCCACCCGGCCGCUGAGGGAACAAAACGUCCCUCCAUCAUCGACACAAGGGAAAUCCUUUCAAAAGAUUCGUAAUAUCCAUGAAUCACUACGAGCGGGCCUUGCAAAACGCUCCAGCGUCGACCUGCGUGCCGAAGGCGAGCCGACGGUAAAGUUGUCCAAAGCCAAGCAAAGAGAUACCGAUGAUGGAAAGCGGCGCUUGUUGGGUCUGGGACUGCGAAGGACCGAGAGCAAAGCAGGGCUGGGUCAGGGCGGCGCAAGGGACAGCCCACUGGCGCGAGGUUGGACACCAUUCAGGGCUCCGACACUUCGUAUCGCUACGCUCUCAUCGCCAGAUCUAAAAAACCUUGCCAAUGGCGCUGACGUCACGUUAUCCAUCGACGCUCUCGUUUCAGCCCCCAAGACCAAGCGGCCGUCAUCGAACACAACGACAACCCUCAUCACCGGUCUCGCAUUCACCCACACCUCGUCGUCGUCCAACGUACCGUCAUCUUCCAGACCCGAUGUACCGCCAGAAACACGCUCCCGGUCAACGACCGUAUCUACUCAAACCGCCAGCUCGGCUUCUGUAUCUCGUACCACUAGCCCCGUUCGUCCUCCUAGGCACCCCCCUCCUCUCUUACCACCCACGCCCAAUCAAGAAGACGAAUUUGUGACAAGCGCUCGUCCGUCAAAUCCCUCGUCUCCUCGCUCUGGCCUUCGUUCACCUACAUCUCCCCCUAUUACGUCACGAGCCUCGUCUCGUGGUCACCAACCGCAUGAUAGUACUGGUGUUUCCUCGCCCACAGUAGUUCCCUUUUGGGAAGAGAUCCGAGCUGCUGCGUCCUUUAUCGUCAAAGAGCUCUCCCGACAACCGCCACAAAUAAAGGAUAAAGACUGGAUCGAAGUCGAAAUGAGACUGAGACCGCUUGUGAGAGCGGAACGCAUGUGGGCACCAAACGGAACGGGAGCAGCCGCGGGAAACCAACUUGGGUCUCCCUCGUCUCGAGGGGCAGAGCGAGAAAGAAGGGUGUUCGGAGACGCACUGCGGGAUGGGGUGGUCCUCUGCCAAUUUAUGAAUAAACUGCGGCCGGGAAUCGUCUCCAGAGUUGGAUACAAAGAAGACGGGUCUCGAAAUAUUCGAAACUUUCUGUACGCUACAGCCCGGUAUGGCGCUGAUCCCAGCGAAAUGUUUCAGGAUGAGGACCUACUUGAAAGCACGCCGGAGGCAAUGGGUAGCGUUGCGAAUGCACUCCUGUAUCUGGCACAGUUAAUCGAGGAAGAGCGGCAAAGUUUGGUGGUUAUCCAUGAUGGUGGGAAAGCCAAAUCUACACUCUACGUCAGUGCUUCGCGCAUCGUAAGCAAAACAGAGCCGGUGCAGUUUGACGAGAAGCCCGGCGGGAUGUCCCAGGCAAACGGCGGAAGGAGCCCGUAUGGGACACUUGGUCGGCAAAUGGGCGUCAUGUCGAAUCCCGAAUUGGCAUCCAAAGCUCGAGCUAUUAGUCCGACCCCCUCUACCAAAGGAAGAGACAAAUCACCUCCCCCCAAGAUCAGUCCGCCCAUCCCUCUAGGCCAUCGGCCGUCCCAGCACAGGCACAACGGUUUGACCGUCCGGCCCAAUCGAACGCCAGCUGGAUCCCCAAUCCCGUCAGCCCCGUCGAGCCCCAAGCCUGCUCCACUUUCCCGGACAGCGAGCCAUUCGCCGAGGAUGACACGGGUUGUAAUACCAGAAUCUAGGAGAACCUCUAGUCCUCUUUUGGACAGACAGCGCAAUGAAGGGCGCCGCUCGUCUAACGGGGCCCGACCACUCUCCAACGACUCUAAUGCACCACCACAACCACCCUCUCGCUCACCCGACCACAUGGGCUCUCUGAGCACUUUUGCGAAACAACGCCAAUCGGCGACCUCUAUUGUCACCAACUCAAGUCUAAUGACCGAAUCGACUGCAGCCUUUUCGUCACUGCUCGACUUUCGUUCCGGUGGUUACGGCACGAUGCGCACUACUACGACUGAAGCCACGUCACCUUCGUCAGGAAUUCCCUCGUUCUCGCGGUCUGAAGCAAAUGAGGCGGCCAAGGCCGUUAUGCUGGCCGAUUCACCCAAGGCGAUGCGGAGACGUCUGUCUGAUAUUGGAAAUCCUUACCCAGAUCGAUCUUCGCCCCUGUCUCCAUCCCCAGAAGAUCUCGUUCCUGGGUCCUCUCCUUCUCACUUAAGCCAUUUACGCUUGAGUAGACGGGAUCGCAGGUCAUCCGAAGCAGCUGUUGAUUUGACGCGGGUGAACGAGGAGUCUGAAGAACCCAGCGUACAACCAUCCAAAUUGCUGGCACGACGGCGCAGCAAGAUCCUCGAUAGCGAUCCUAGCAAGCGUGUGGCAAGGAAAUGGCCGGAAGACUUUGAUAGCGCAUUGGAAGUAGACUCGAAUCCAAUUGAAGAGUUGGAGCGAGAACUGAUGGGCGAGAGCAAUUCGUCCGCUACCCACCUUGAAGCGAAACCUCCUCCUGUCUUGGCUCCCAUCCGUAUUCCUUCGCCCAGAGCCAACGUUCCCAGCCGCUAUUAUCCGACGAACCUCGACCGUCACGUCCGAUCUUGUGGAAUCAUACCUUCCCCUCGCGAAGGAUUACUACGAGCGAACAGCCGCGAUGCGAGCCCUGCUCCGACUGCAGACUCCUCAGGAUUGGGAGUAGGCAGACCUCCGAUGAUCCGACAGCCGAGUAGUCGCAAUGGCAAACGGGCCUACGUCCCCAAGGGGUCAACCCCUCCCAGCAGCGAGAUAUCGGAACGCAUCCUUGGUCAGCGAGCGUCUCCAGGAGCUGGUCCUUCCCCUCUAUCGACAGGCUUACCAUUAGUAUCGCCACAUGUUCCUUUCCCUCGCAGAGCAUCUGCCGAAUUCAACUCUGGCGGGGCGUCCCGAUUGCCGACAUUGCCUUCGUCGUCAGAGACAUUGCGUGAAGAUGCUGCGGAGAAGGACCAGGCGAAGGAUGGUCAGCCGGCUCCAGAACCACGGCCCCAGAGGCCUCACGUUCCCCGUGGGCGACACCAGUCCGAGUUCGACUCGCAGCGUAAAAAGCUUCGGCCCGGUUCCAUGGAUGAGAUUGGGGUUAGGCGGUCGAGAAUUGAGAGCAUGUUUGAAGGCAUUCCACGUCGUGUGCUAGUCGUGAAAGAGGAAGGCCAGCCCGCUAUCCACUAUUCGUUGGGAGAUUGUAUUGGAAAGGGACAAUUCGGUUCCGUCUACCGUGCGUUGAACCUGACAACUGGCCAAAUGGUAGCCGUCAAGCAGCUUGCGCUUGACGGCCUUAGUGCUGAGGAGGUCAAAAGCCUCAAGAAAGAAGUUGACUUGCUCAAGAGCCUAUCUCACCCAAGCAUUGUCAAGUAUGAGGGGAUGGCCCAAGAUGAGGAGCAUUUAAGCAUAGUUCUCGAAUAUGUUGAGAACGGGUCUCUUGGCCAGACCCUCAAGGCCUUUGGAAAGCUCAACGAGAAACUCGUAGCAAGCUACGUUAUCCGCAUUCUUGAGGGCUUGCAUUACCUCCACCAAUGCUCUGUUGUCCAUUGCGACCUCAAGGCAGCCAAUAUUCUCACAACCAAGAAUGGAAACGUUAAGCUUUCAGACUUCGGAGUAUCCCUCAAUCUCCACGCCAUGGAAAAGGUUAAUGAGGUGGCAGGUACACCCAACUGGAUGGCUCCCGAGGUUAUCGAACUCAAGGGUGCUUCAACCAAGUCAGAUAUUUGGUCUCUGGGCUGCGUUAUCGUUGAACUGUUAACUGGCCGCCCUCCGUAUGGAGAUAUUCCUAAUGGUUUAACUGUCAUGUUUCGUAUUGUGGAGGACGAACGUCCGCCUAUCCCCGAAGGGUUUUCGCCCAUGCUAAGAAACUUCCUUGAACUCUGCUUUAACAAGGACCCGGACCUUCGACCCAGCGCGGCUAUUUUAUUCGAGCAUCCUUGGCUGAAACAGAAAUGGGGCGCAUAUAAGGAGCUCCGUCCCCAGGACAGUAUCCCAUUCUUACGGAGGGUUAGUGCUGAUUUGCAGAGAUCCGACGCUGUACGCCACUUGGCAGCGUCAUUGGAUCCUACUUUAUACAACGGUGGCGCACUUGAGGACUCCCAUUAUUUACCCCUUGCUCGGCCCACUAUCGCCAUCCCUCAUCAUUCGGGCGCAAAUACCCCCCUCGAACACCACUUUUCCACCAAUUCAUUCAGCAAACCAAUGGACUGCAACAUCUGUUACGAGCCCGUUAGGAAACACGCUCUGAUUUGUGAUCACUGUCGAAUCAUAGUUCACCUUCGGUGCAAGGCCGAGAGCUCUAUUCUCGCCUGUGAGCGGCGCCAUGGAAUGCGAAGUCCUCGUUAUGACGGGUCAACGCCACAUAGUCCGACAUCAGGCGUCCUAUCCUCGUCACCUCCAAGCCAUCCGGAAACGCUUCUAAGAGCAUCGCCGUCGGGAUACAAUAAGAUUGUUGGGAAUUGGAAGAAGCGAUCCUCUCGUGCUGGGUCCCCUGAGCCCGGGCAGACCAGUAAUCCCGCCAACCUCACACCUGGGAGGACUCCCUCGAUCGCACAUUCCAGGGAUAGCGAAGAUCGCACCAAGAAUAGAUCCAGCGUUGGAAGCACAAGACGAACAUCAAGCCUUCACAGCGCGGCGACCGGGGUAAGCGCUUUGGCCAGUGCCCCCGAGCCAGUCCCUCUGCAUGUCGCCGCUCCCCAGCGCCUCGAGUCCAAGGUUCGGCAUCAACAUCGACGACAAGUAUCCGAAGCUCCAAGCACUCGUGCGCCAUCAGAAAUGACAGGAACAAGGUCAGAUGUAACCGACCGCCGUAUCCGGAAGCGAGAUUCCCAGAAUACAAAACAUCAAGACGGAUGUGUCUUGCAAUAG
This is a messenger RNA of Rhizoctonia solani, 4893 nucleotides long. Its product is annotated as cytokinesis protein sepH. NCBI's taxonomy places the organism in Eukaryota, Fungi, Basidiomycota, Agaricomycetes, Cantharellales, Ceratobasidiaceae. Gene Ontology annotation, cellular component: cytoplasm. Bases 1 to 4893 code for a protein of 1630 amino acids. Gene Ontology annotation, molecular function: protein binding; ATP binding; protein serine/threonine kinase activity. The record is from RefSeq and is a predicted model, not a curated record. The transcript is spliced from 10 exons. Gene Ontology annotation, biological process: protein phosphorylation.